AAAAUGGCUUUUUACCUUAAGAAUAAUUCAUUGGAUGCUCGUAGCUUUGAAAAUAUAAAGAGGAAGAAGAAUCCAAUGACUCCUUAUGAGAAUUCCAGAUAUAAAGGAAGGAAUACAGGGCUUUCCAAGAGCAACUCCCAUAGAUACAGGAAGAUGGAUGUUAAUACAUACAAAUUGUAUCACCAGCCAAUACAGAGGGCAAAGAAAUAUCUGCAGAUAAUCCAAGACCUCAGAGAGCAGUAUAGUCUUGGCAAGAAAUUCCAGUUCAGGCCCAGUUCAAAAGAGAGGCCUCAUAUUAUUAGAAGGUCUCAGCCAGAAAUGAACCUCAGGGACGACCAUAUCACAAAGAGUGCUAAAGAUUUCCCAGGCGUACUUUGUAGUACAAACGUUAACAUGGAGGUGGUCAGUCACAAAUAAGAAGCAGAAAUAAAAUUCUUCAAGCCAAGUUGGAUGUCAUUAAGCAAAUGAAGCAUAUCAAGCAGCUGAAAUUAGCCAAAAAUCCUGCAGUCCUGAGCGACUGAAGCUCGACAGAUUACGAAGAUCCAGAUCGAAAAAAGAGAGAGAAAAAGGCAAAGAUUACUAUAACUCAGAAAGUAUGAUCACUCAAGACUUCAAGGGCGUUUAACAGAAGAAAAGGUAGUCUUAAAUCUCAAUCCCGUGGGAAUGCAGCUAAGUAUUCUAAGACACCACGAAUUCAUGGGAAGAUGUACAUCAACCCUGAGCGGAGGGUGAGACUCUAUUCAAGAAGCAGAAUAUCAAGGAGGGGUUAGAUCUAAUAACU
Molecule: messenger RNA, 781 nt
Organism: Moneuplotes crassus
Lineage: Eukaryota; Ciliophora; Spirotrichea; Euplotida; Euplotidae
Source: the annotation of a GenBank genome assembly